Molecule: messenger RNA, 2883 nt
Organism: Oncorhynchus keta (chum salmon)
Lineage: Eukaryota; Metazoa; Chordata; Actinopteri; Salmoniformes; Salmonidae
Product: prospero homeobox protein 1-like
Exons: 6
Coding region: 628-2811 (727 amino acids)
Biological process (GO): regulation of transcription by RNA polymerase II
Cellular component (GO): nucleus
Molecular function (GO): RNA polymerase II cis-regulatory region sequence-specific DNA binding; DNA-binding transcription factor activity, RNA polymerase II-specific
Source: RefSeq, a predicted model, not a curated record
AAAAAAGAAUAAUACUUUGCCUUGGACCAUUUUGUAUUGGUAGUGAAUUUCAGUUUCGGCAAGUCGUUAAGAGGAUGAACUAUCACGUAGCUAUACUUUAGUCUACAUAAUGGACAGAGAGAAAAAGGAGAUAGGGAACAAGGGGGUUAAUGCCAACCGUGCCGUGAAGUGGACAACAGCUCGCGAGCCCGCCCUCGCGCACCUUUUCAAAGCGUGUGAGGAUGUCACAGGGAGAUACUGUAUGUUAGGAAGCUAGAGAUAGAAAGAGAGAGGGGGAUUGACAACGAGGAGCAGCAAUAACAGGAAACACAGCGCGCAGGGCUUUGCUUUCCUGCGGAGCGGAUGCACUGACCAGAGCAAACAGAAGGGCACGAGAGGAGCGGUUGCAGACAGAUAAAACGGGAAGAGGAGCACCUCAGAACUAACCGGUUCUAACGUUCUCACACAGAGAGAGAGAAGAGUCGGUUUCCGUGCGGGGUGUUAUCCAAUUGACCAUAUGGUUUUGAACCUAGAAGAAGACCGAGAGACGGGAGUAGGUGAGAAGGAGUCGGCCGGGAUUGGUGAGAGGAAUGUCCAGUUGGACAGAAAAGCACGAAACAGUCAUCGACGAGGAGAAUAGAAGGUUCCAUGGAUUCCCCUUCUGAUCUGUUUGGUCGUCAGUCCUCCCUGAUUUCUCCCUUUGACCUUUACCCUGACCCCUCCACCGCCCUUGACCUCCCCAGACACCUCACACCCUCUGGAGGGGGGCACGGUGCACCCUACCCUGGAGCCAACCCCUCCUACCCCCUUAUCCACCACCUGCUGCAGCCUGGUGGAGCCCCCAUGAGGUCCGGGGGGGAAUUACACCUAGACAGAUAUAACAGGGAAGAGGAAGGGAUGGAGGAGGAGGAGGAGGAGGGGAUGGGUGGACGGUUGGUAGGGGUGGGGGGGAAGAGGCUGAGCGGUGACGCCCUAGUGGCGGACUGGAGUUAUGACAUGAUGAGAGUGAAGCGAUUGAGACUGGAGAGUCUAGUUAAAGGAGAUGGAGAGAUAGGCUUAGAGGAAGAAGAAGAGGAGGAGGAGAAGAAAGGGAGGAGGAGAGCGGAGAGGGGGAAAAGGGAGAAAGGGAGGGAGGGGAGGAGAAGGGAGAGAGAGGAGCUGAAGGAACAGUUGGAAGAGGCUAGAGAAAGACUGAAGGCCUUGCAGGAGAAAGUAUGGAAAGCAUUCGGAGAGAGACCCGCUCAGGAGAAGAAGAGGUGGACUGGAGGAGAGCAGGAGGAGGAUGAUGAUGAAGAGAUGGACAAAGAGGAGGAGGAGGAGACAGCAGAAGGGAUCACUGAAGAGGUGGAAGAGGAGGUGGGAGAAAUAGACGAUCUCUCUUUCCCCUUCAUCCCCUCUUCUCCCCAUUUCCAAGGCAUCGCUAAACGAGACCGAAAAGCGAGGGACCAUGAGAAAAGGAGUGAAGAACAGAGGAACGCGAAUGGAGGAGGUGGGGUGUUUUUGGAGGGGGUUCUGGAGAGGGCGGCAGUGUGGAUGGGGUGUGGGGUGGUGAGGGGGGAAUGGGAGCGUUUUGGAGGGGAGCAGAAGUUUGCCCAAGCUUUGAAACAGGAACUGGGAAGCGCUGUAGCUCGAGUCAUCGAUAGGGUCCUCCGUCUAUACACCCAAAACGAACCUCUACCUCCCUCCAUUCAUCCUUUCACCCUGUCACCCAGAGAGGGAGGGAACGAGGGAGGAGGCAGAGGAGGAGUGUGGGCAGCCCUGAGAGAGAGAAGGGAGAGAGAACGGGGUGGAGGUUCACCUCCCCACUCGAACAGAGCUCCGCCCCCCCACCAGGAACAAUCUGAAGCAUUGCCGUUGAUUACCCGUCGCCCCGACAACCGCCGAAACCAUCUUCUACCCCUCAACAACCACCCUAACAACCGAACUAAAAACCCUCUUCUCCCUCCUCACGCCUUCUCCCCUCUCUGCCAGCCUCACCCCCCUCACCACCACACCCACCCCGCCCUCCUCCUCCCCUCCUCUUGUCAUAAGGACUCCUCCCACUUCCUCCCGCCCUCCUCCUGCCCGCUCCCCCUCCCCCUCCUCCACUACACCAUGCAACAGCUCUUCACUCGUUCUCUCUCUCACCUUCAUCCUCUCCACAAAGGGAACCCUUUCUUCCCCCACCUCACCCCCUCCUCCUCUUCCUCUCAUCCCUCCUUACCUCCCCUCGCUGUGAUGGAGGGAUUGGACCGGCUGGAUGGAGGGCUGCAACAUCAUCAUGAGAGGGAUGGAGGGAUGAGAGGAGGAGGAAGAGACGGUGGGAUGGAUUCUGGGAUGUAUCUCGGUCCGGGUUCAUCUCAGGAGGGUUUGUCUCCCUGUCAUCUGAAGAAAGCCAAACUGAUGUUCUUCUACGCUAGAUACCCCAGCUCUAACACGCUCAAGACUUACUUCCCUGAUGUCAAGUUCAACCGCUGCGUGACCUCCCAGCUCAUCAAGUGGUUCAGUAACUUCCGUGAGUUCUUCUACAUCCAGAUGGAACGCUUCGCCAGACAGGCUGCCCGCGACGGUGCACCCUGCCUGGGGAGAGAGGGCAGAGAGCCCCCCCUCCGCCUAGGGAGAGACACGGAGCUCUAUCGCAUACUGAACAUGCAUUAUAACAAGAGCAACGACUACCAAGUUCCUGACAGGUUUGUGGAGAUAGCAGAGUUAGCACUGAGAGAGUUCUACACGGCGAUACAGACUGGGAGAGAUAGUGACCCCUGCUGGAAGAAAUCCAUCUACAAGAUUGUCUGUAAACUAGACAGCCCUGUUCCAGAUAGUUUUAGACUGCCUGGAUGUCCAAUGGGCUGAGGAGAGGACACACACACACACACACACACACACACACACACACACACACACACACACACACACACACACACA